AUAUCGCUCGAUCGAGGAGCUACCGGCUGCAGGUGGCACGUACUCGUCUUGCAUCCAUCCAUCGAUCCAUCGGCUCGCGUCGAUCUACGUACCACAAAUUAAAUAGAAUAGGAUGUCUCACAUCGCGGUGGAGCGUAAUAGGCGGCGGCAGAUGAACGACCACCUCAAAGUGCUCCGCUCCCUCACGCCGGCCUUGUACAUCAAGCGGGGCGACCAAGCUUCCAUCAUCGGCGGCGCCAUCGAGUUCAUCAAGGAGCUGCAGCAGGUGCUCGAGUCCCUGGAGGCCAGGAAGAAGCGGCGCAGCAACAGCUUCAGCCCCAGCCCCACGCCCAGCCCGCGCUCCCUGCUCACGGCCGCCGGCAGCAACGACUCCCCAGUGGCCGCUGUCAACAGGGCAGUAGCAGUGAAGGAGCUCGCAGCCUGCAGCAACUCCACCGUGGCCGACGUGGAGGCAAAGAUCUCCGGCUCCAACGUCUUGCUCCGCACGCUCUCCCGGCGCAUCCCCGGGCAGGCAGUCAGGAUGAUCACGGUGCUCGAGACCCUCCACCUGGAGGUGCUCCACCUCAACAUAAGCACCAUGGAAGACACCGUCCUCUACUCAUUCGUCCUCAAGAUUGGGCUCGAGUGCCAGCUCAGUGUUGAGGAUCUUGCGUACGAGGUUCAGCAGACUUUUGUGUGCUGCCAGCAGGAGCUGGACCUGCAGGAUGAUAAUCUCAUGUACUCAGCCAUGGCCAUAUAA
Messenger RNA from Phragmites australis (common reed), 739 nucleotides. Its product is annotated as transcription factor MUTE-like. Lineage: Eukaryota; Viridiplantae; Streptophyta; Magnoliopsida; Poales; Poaceae. The coding region runs from base 113 to 739 and encodes 208 amino acids. The transcript is spliced from 2 exons. Gene Ontology annotation, biological process: guard cell differentiation; positive regulation of DNA-templated transcription; stomatal complex development. Gene Ontology annotation, molecular function: DNA-binding transcription factor activity; protein dimerization activity. Gene Ontology annotation, cellular component: nucleus. The record is from RefSeq and is a predicted model, not a curated record.